AUGUCCACCCGCCACGACAGAUUCCCCGACUACCGCGACGGCGACGUCAAACUCACCCUCACCAGCAGCCGCCGAUACAAACUCCACAGCGGCGUCCUCCGCAACAACUCCCCCGUCAUGCGCGAAAUGCUCGACGAGCGCGACGCCGCCCAGCUCGACCGCAAAGCUCAGAAGAACGGCAUCACGACCCGCUUCAAGCUCGUCCUGGUUGAGAAUCCUCUCUAUACGGAUGGUGAUGAUGAGCUCAGUCGGAUUGAGUUUGUGUUUGAGGCGGUGCCGCUUGGGGCUAAUGGGCAGCCGCUUGGGGCGAAUUUGAGGGGUGUGGGGGAUGGGUUGGAGAAUGGGAGGGUUGUGCCGGAGGUUUUUUUGGCUUAUGAUGCUGUCUUGGGCGCUUUCUACAAUGUGCCGAUCCAGCUUGGUGAUGCUCAGUCUGAUGGCCUCACGCAUCUGCUCUCUAUGGCUCUGCAGAUCACUUCAGUCGCUGAGUACCUUGAUUGCGUCCACAUAAUCACCAAACCAAUCGAAGCCACCCUCCUCGCAACCGGCCAACACCUCCUCAAAGCCAUCGCCAACAACCCCACAGCCUGGCUCUCCUUCGCCCACCGCAUCCGCUCCAAAUCCAUCUUCCGCGAAUCCCUCAUCCACGCCUCCGGCCAAUACAUGUACCCGAGCGUGCAAACCUCCAUCACCUCCGGCGAGCUCCCCGACGAAGUCGUCUCCCUCCUCAAGCAGAAAGCCGCAACCAUCAUCGACGGCGUCCGCACCUGCGAGCGCCACCUGGCAUCCUACUACCCCACCAUCCUCAUGCGCGAGAAAACCGUCGGCCGCGUGGAUCGCGACAACAUCGGUCGCGCAAACUACGCCAACGACAUCAUCAUGUGGAUCGCCCUGUGCAUCUUCCGGCACUGGGCCUCGGACAUGAUGGCGUCGGAUCAAACGCACCACGCCAAAGAUAUGGGCUUCGCGUUCAUCCACGCAGUCGCUCGCGGUGGGGACGCGUACCUGGCCAAGAGUGUCCUGCACGAGCAGUUCCAUCUCAGAUUCCCGAUGAGUCCCAAGGGGAUGGCGUGUACGGAGCAUCGGCUGGCGGAGAUUAAGGAGGUGGUGAAGCAGUGGACUGUGCCGUUGAUGCGGAAUGAGAGUCAUCUGGAUCGGAAGGCGAAUCCGCAGAAGCAUUUUUUGUUUACGGUUGUGAGGCAGGGGGAUUAUCCGUGGGGUGGGGAGGGGGAGGGGGGGUUUGAGGAGGAGGAUGAGUUUUAG
Molecule: messenger RNA, 1260 nt
Organism: Fulvia fulva
Lineage: Eukaryota; Fungi; Ascomycota; Dothideomycetes; Mycosphaerellales; Mycosphaerellaceae
Exons: 3
Coding region: 1-1260 (419 amino acids)
Source: RefSeq, a predicted model, not a curated record